Molecule: messenger RNA, 1176 nt
Organism: Monoraphidium neglectum
Lineage: Eukaryota; Viridiplantae; Chlorophyta; Chlorophyceae; Sphaeropleales; Selenastraceae
Exons: 6
Coding region: 1-1176 (391 amino acids)
Source: RefSeq, a predicted model, not a curated record
AUGACUUGGGGCGGGGUGGCACCUGAUCACUCUCUGCUGCGGGAUGCCGACCCAUGGGCCGACGCCAACGCCCUUCCCAAGCAGGCCGCGGCGGGGGAUCACUCGCGGAUCGUCACGUCAAGGGCGCUCUGCGAGGCGGUGGAGGAGCUGUACUCCGAGAAGGUGUCGCUCGAGGACGAGCUGGCGGUAAUGAAGCGCACCAUGGCGGCGCUGACUCAGCAGCACUUCCACGACCUGCGCCGCGCGCGCGACGCCGCGCACCCCUCCCCGCGCGCGACCGCCGCCGGCGCGGGCCCGUUCCAGCAGCUAUCCCCCAGGGCCGCGGCGGCGGCGGCAGGCGGGCAGGCGCGGCGGGAUUCGGAGGAUCGAACGGGCUCUCACGGCCAGCAGGGGGCCGGCGAGUCGCCGGUAGCUGCGCACAGGCUGGAGAUUCAGCUGCACCAGCAGGAGCGGCAAAUCGCGGAGCAGGCUGCAAAGCUGGAGGCGCAGGCCAAGCAGAUGCGCGCCCUGACCGCCGACCUAGACACCGCGCGCGGCGCCAGCCGCGAGGCGCAGGCCCGCGCCGACGCCGCCGCCAGGGCCGCCGACGCGCGGGCCGCGGCCGCGGAGCGGCGCGCGGAGGAGCUCGCCGAGGCGGCGGAGGCGGCCGAGGCGGACGCCAAGGCGGCGCGCAGCGGCGCGGACAGCGCGGGGUCCAGGGAGGCCCGCCUGGCCGCUGAGCUGGCGGCCCUGAGGGCUGAGGUGGCGGAGGCGCGUGACGCUCGGGCCAGGGCGGCAAAGGCGGAGGGGCUGUCAUCGCGCGAAAGAGAGAAGCUCGAGUCUGAGCUGCGGGCGGCGCGCGCGGACGCGUCGCGGCUGGCGGGCGAGGCGGCGGCUGCCGAGCAGCUGCGGCGGCAGCUGGACGAGGCGCGGCAGGAGCUGGAAUCCAGCAAGGGGCAGGCUGACGAGGUGGACUACCUGCAACAGCAGCUGCGCCGCACGCUGCGGCAGGUGGUGGAGCUGCAGCGCGACGUGCAGGCGCUCAAGGCGGCUAAGGGCAGCGCCGGCGGCUUCGAGGCAGCUGCCAGGGAGACCACCUCUGAAAACGAGUUCCUCAUGCAGGCGCGUCGGUCUCCCUCGUUUUCGAUUCACUUUCGAUCAGCUCGCCCCGCCUCGACGCGUGGCGGUGGUGUGUGA